Messenger RNA from Acipenser ruthenus (sterlet), 696 nucleotides. RefSeq lists its product as uncharacterized. The transcript is spliced from 5 exons. The record is from RefSeq and is a predicted model, not a curated record. Lineage: Eukaryota; Metazoa; Chordata; Actinopteri; Acipenseriformes; Acipenseridae. Bases 1 to 696 code for a protein of 231 amino acids.
AUGUCUUACCUCUUCGCAACUCUUACUUCAACUCCUAUCAACACUGGCGUUGCCAGGAUUAGUGACAUCAUGUACCACGUGCUCAUCUACGCUACCAUCGUGGAAAUGCAAGCCAUGAUGACGUUUGAGCACGAUGACAUCAUUAACGCAGGCAGCACCAUGAAGGGGACCCAGGCAGUGUGUCAGAGGUAUGGAACAGCUGUCACCAACCCACCCCCACCCCCCCACCCCGUCUGUGUGAACAAACCUCACCCAGCUCUCAGACCCCACCCCCUGCAGCCUCACCCAGCUCUCAGACCCCACCCCCUGCAGCCUCACCCAGCUCUGACUCCACCCCCUGCAGCCUCACCCAGCUCUGACUCCACCCCCUGCAGCCUCACCCAGCUCUCAGACCCCACCCCCUGCAGCCUCACCCAGCUCUCAGACUCCACCCCCAGGUGUAUCAGACACCCCAGUCCUCACCCAGCUCUCAGACCCCACCCCCUGCAGCCUCACAUAGCUCUGACUCCACCCCCUGCAGCCUCACCCAGCUCUGACACCACCCCUGCAGCCUCACCUAGCUCUCUGACUCCACCCCCUGCAGCCUCACCCAACUCUGACUCCACCCCCUGCAGCCUCACUCAGCUCUCUGACUCCACCCCCUGCAGCCUCACCCAGCUCUCAGACCCCACCCCCUGCAGCCUCACCCAGCUCUGA